This is a messenger RNA of Oryzias latipes (Japanese medaka), 2501 nucleotides long. RefSeq names its product Rac family small GTPase 1b (gene rac1b). Lineage: Eukaryota; Metazoa; Chordata; Actinopteri; Beloniformes; Adrianichthyidae. Gene Ontology annotation, molecular function: GTP binding; GTPase activity. Gene Ontology annotation, biological process: small GTPase-mediated signal transduction. The record is from RefSeq and is a predicted model, not a curated record.
CACCCUAGGUGUCACACCGUAAAUAUUCCGUCUUCGACGAUUUCUUUUAUUUUGUUUUCAUUAAACCAAAAUGUAAUAUUUUAGUUUUCAAAUGUUAUUUAUAUAUAACUUUAAGCUUUAUAUUUAAGACCAGAGUAGCUGACCCUUUUUUUUACUACUAGUUUGAGGCUAUCUUUUCUUUGGUUAAGGUGUCUGUGGGCGUGCGCCGGAUGCCCUAUCUUGUAGAGCUGGCUUCAUUUUUUUUUCUCUUUAGCUAUAGGGGUGGUGGCCGCUGUUUUGCUCCAUAACUCAUAGAGCAGCUCACGAAAGCAUGGGAAUGUUGCCAGGGAAUUUCUGAGUUUAGUUGACCUAAAGUCCGAAUUGAGUCGCCGCAACUUUAUUUUCUAACAAGCCGUUCUCCGUUUAGAAAGUUUUGAGUUAGCGCGGUCGACUGUUAGCAAAGACUGUUGGGUAGUUUCACUUGAGAGGAGUUGCGGACAAAGGACAAGCUAUCCGAGCUAACGUUAACUGGCUCUGGGCUAACUUAGCAUUCCUGUAGCUGCGGCGCAAUGCAGGCCAUAAAGUGUGUCGUUGUUGGAGACGGUGCUGUGGGUAAGACAUGUCUACUCAUCAGCUACACCACCAAUGCCUUUCCAGGAGAGUACAUCCCCACAGUGUUUGAUAACUACUCUGCCAAUGUUAUGGUGGAUGGGAAGCCGGUGAACCUGGGCCUUUGGGAUACAGCUGGACAAGAAGACUACGACAGACUCCGCCCACUUUCUUACCCACAGACGGAUGUGUUCCUCAUCUGCUUCUCUCUUGUGAGUCCGGCCUCAUUUGAAAACGUCCGUGCCAAGUGGUACCCAGAGGUGAGACACCACUGUCCCAACACUCCCAUUAUCCUGGUGGGCACCAAGUUGGAUCUAAGAGAUGACAAGGAAACUACGGAGAAGCUGAAGGAGAAGAAACUCUCCCCCAUCACUUAUCCCCAAGGUCUAGCUAUGGCCAAAGAGAUCGGUUCUGUCAAGUACCUGGAAUGCUCAGCCCUGACUCAGCGUGGCCUUAAAACGGUCUUCGAUGAGGCUAUUCGGGCCGUCCUGUGCCCCCCACCUGCAAAGAAGAAGAGCAAGAAGUGUUCUCUCCUUUGAGACGUCCUGCAGCACAGCAGUUAGAGGGGAUGUGACUCCUAGUGGGGAGCGCGGCUGCAUUCACAGGAGAAACACACUAGUAUGUAAAAACAAUGUGCUUCAGAUUCUUUCCUUCCAUAAGUGUAAUUACAGCUGUUUUAAUGAAAAAAAAAUCAACCUAGAUGUAGGAGAGGGGUUUGGACUUCAGAGAACCCUUGAUAAUUGUAUACUGUACAGACAAAGCUAUGAAUUUCUUGAGGCCUUCUAAACAGAUUGGAUGUUUUGUAAAAAACAGUAGAAUGUCUUCAUUAUAUUCUCCCACCGGUUAUCCACCUUUAUCGUUUACAAUCUUUGUUUUAAGUGGAAGAAAUGUUGCCAAAUACAUUCUGCACACACUGUAUUUCAAACAAAGAAAAAAAGGAGAACAGCCGAUUUAUUGUCAGUUAAGGAUCGACCUGCUCUUCGAUUAAUGGCGUGUUUGUGUCACAACUUUACUCUGUGAAAGCAGUUAUGUCGUCCCACUGUAAACAAAGAUAAAUAACCAUCUUCUCGCCUCAGAUUAUCCUCCAAACACUUUAAUCCUAAUACCUGUAUCUGUUCAAUCCAAAAAAGAAAAGAUGCCUGUAACGUUCUGAGCAUUUGAGUAUAUUUUUGAAGGUGCAAUUAAUUCCAGUAUUUACUGCUAUCAAUCAAUUGGACGUACCAAAAGUAUUCCCUCCUGUAGGCCCUCCUGAGAUUUUUCAGCUGUUAAGGUGAUUAAUGACUUUAUUCAAAAUCAGAACAGAAAUGUUCAGAUGUGUUGUAACGGGGGAGUAAGAGCACAUUUAACACUCUUAAGGGCAUUUAUCAAUUUCGUUUUGCAGCACAUUGAUUUUUUUGUAAGCAUCACUACUGGCUAAGCAAUGUCACAAAGAAGAGCAUUUAUGUCUGCCAAUAAAGGUAAAUAAGUUACUGUCAGUUCGGUGUAGUAAAGAGUGUACUCAUCUUUUUGUUAUAAUCUUGAUUUGAUUCUUGUAUCUUUCUUCAGACGUUACACAUCCUCACUGUACCAUUUCACUAACACUAUGAAUAUCUUUUUUUUUUUACUUCUACAUUUAACGCUACCUUAAUCUUCCUAAGAGCCUAGCUUUUUGUAAUUAAUGCUCUAGCAUGCCUGUGCAUCAUAUACUGAAAACUAAAUUUAGAACUGCUAGUUAUAUAUUUUUUGCCUAUUUACAAAAUGUAUUUGAACUACUAGAUCAGGGGUAAAGUACAUGUUGCUCAUCGGUAUUGUAGCCAGAUAUCAAACUGUGCUGUUAUUCAAGCCAAUGUUGUGACGUUUUAGUUUUAUGCAAUAAAAAAGCUAUUGUCACUUUUUGAAGAAGCCAAUAAAGUAAAUAAAACAUUUUUUCUCCA